Molecule: messenger RNA, 1848 nt
Organism: Neoarius graeffei (lesser salmon catfish)
Lineage: Eukaryota; Metazoa; Chordata; Actinopteri; Siluriformes; Ariidae
Gene: rbp3
Product: retinol binding protein 3
Exons: 4
Coding region: 1-1848 (615 amino acids)
Biological process (GO): proteolysis
Molecular function (GO): retinol binding; serine-type peptidase activity
Source: RefSeq, a predicted model, not a curated record
AUGGCUCAAGGUUUAGUACUGUUAGCAACACUGCUAGCCUUUAGCAAUGAUGUUCAGUGUAAUUUUUCACCGACUCUUGUUACGGAUUUGGCUAAAGUGCUUGUGGAUAACUACUGCUCUCCAGAAAAACUGUCUGGUAUGGAAGAAGUGAUCGGUAUGGCCACCAACAACACAGAGAUCCUCAGCAUCCAAGAUACCAGUAUACUUGCCAGUAUGCUGACAGAUGGGGUUAGGACUACAAUUGGUGAUCCUAGAAUAAAGGUCACCUAUGAUCCAGAUUAUGUUCCAGCAGCACCUCCAAGAAUUCAUGACAUCCCACCAGAGCAACUGGCUGCUGUGGUUAAGGGCACAGUAAAUGUAGAUGUCCUUGAAAAUGACAUUGCCUACCUGAAGAUUCAACACAUUAUUGGGGAAGAGAUUGCUCAGAAGAUUGGACCACUUCUUCUGCACCAUGUCUGGGAUAAAGUUCUGCCCACCUCGGCCAUGAUUCUGGACCUUCGUUAUGCUGUUAGUGGGGAACUGUCUGGCAUCCCUUACAUUGUCUCCUAUUACACUGAUGCUGAGCCUCUUAUCCAUAUUGACUCUGUGUAUGAUCGUCCUUCAAACAGCACGACUGAGCUCUGGUCCAUGCCCAACUUACUGGGAAAAAGGUAUGGAACCUCCAAGCCCUUGAUCAUUCUAACAAGUAAGAACACUGUUGGAAUUGCAGAGGAUGUUGCUUACUGCCUGAAAAACCUAAAACGAGCCACCAUUGUUGGAGAAAAUACAGCUGGGGGAUCUGUGAAAAUUGACAAGAUUAAGCUUGGUAAUACUGAUUUCUAUGUUUCUGUACCUGUGGCUAAAUCCACCAAUCCCAUUACUGGCAAAAGUUGGGAAGUCAAAGGAGUGGCACCGGAUGUGGAAGUGAAUGCAGAAGAUGCCAUUGAUGCUGCAGUUGCAAUCAUUAACCUUCGUGCUGAAAUCCCUGCCAUUGUCAAGUCCACAGCUUCUUUGAUUGCAGAAAACUAUGCUUUUGACAGCAUUGGGGCUAAUGUCGCAGAAAAGUUAGAGGCUCUAGUGGCCAGUGGGGAAUACAGCAUGAUUUCUUCAAAGGAUGAACUGAAAGCAAAGCUCUCAGCUGAUCUUGUCAAACUUUCAGGGGACAAAUGCUUGAAAAUUACAGACAACACCCCUGUGCUGCCGCCAAUGAGCCCUUCACCAGAAAUAGUCGUUGCACUUGUUAAAGAUUCAUUUCACACUGAUGUGUUUGAGAACAACAUUGGUUACAUGCGCUUCGACAUGUUUGGAGACUUUCCAGAAGUUGCUGCAGUUGCUCAGAUCAUUGUUGAACAUGUUUGGAAUAAAGUAGUGGACACAGAUGCUAUGAUCAUUGACCUCAGGAACAAUGUUGGAGGGUCCACAAAACCAAUUGCAGGACUCUGCUCUUACUUCUUUGAUGAGGACAUGAAGAUUGUGUUGGACAAAAUAUAUGACAGAUCAUCUGGCACCACAAAAGUACUUGUCAACCUUCCAGAGUUGACAGGUAGAAGAUAUGGCUCCAAGAAAGGCCUGCUGAUCCUGAUUAGUGGAGUGACGGCUGGUGCAGCAGAGGAAUUUGUUUAUAUCAUGAAGAAGUUUGACCGUGCCAUGAUUGUCGGUGAGCCAACCUAUGGCUCCUGCCAGCCACCAGAAACAUUCCAAGUGAGCGACAGUGAUAUUUUUCUGGCAAUUCCUGUCACUCACUCAGACACUUCCCAGGGUGCUGCCUGGGAGGGAGCCGGAAUUGCUCCUCAUGUUGCAGUGUCUGCCAAUGACGCCUUGGAUGUGGCCAAGGGUAUACUUAACAAGCACUUGUUAGGUCAGAAAUAA